CUUGACAUGUUGCGUUGAUUUCGGAAGCAUCUCUUUUCGUGAAUUCAGCUAGUUCUCACAUAGGCUCCACACUUUCUCUAUAUGCUAAGAUUUUGUUUCGAAGAUUAAUUUAAUUAUGCUUUACCGAAGGAUUUCCUUUUUUAUAUUUUCGUGUAUUCUUCUUUUGAAUUCUGUUGGAACUGAGGUAUUUGAGAAAAACAGUGAACAUGAUAUUGAGGCACCUGAAAACCUACAAAAGCCCCUCGACUUUAAUGAGCGUAGAGAAAUUGCAGAAAAGUAUCUUGAUAAAUUGGCUCAGGUGAAGGAAAACUGGAUUGAUCCAUAUGAUAUGACUGGAUACACCAUACAGAAAUGGAAAAAACCGCCUCCUGAACUUAAAGAUGAAGAAAUUAAACAUGGCGAUCAUGAGGAUGCAAGAACCGAAUCUAGAGAUGCUCCAAAGAUACCCAUUGAAGAUCGGAAUGUACAUAUUGAUGAACCUUGGUUUUGGCACCCUCCUGAAAUUGAUGUUCUCGAAGAACCCUAUUACAGCACUGUUAGAAGAGAUAUAACAGAUGAAAGAAUGGAUAAUCCAGAAGAAGCAAGACAUUUAAUAGAUAAAAAAGUAUAUAUACCAGAUAAAGUUACUUUUAACUCUGAUAAAGAGAUUGAUGGAAGGUUUGGAGAAGGUAGACAGAUGUGCAUACUUGAUGGCAUUUAUAUAUCUCGUUGGUUGAAAAAGCUUGUAUUGAAAAUUGAGAAAAAUCCUAAGUUGAUUCCCAGUACUAUCAACUUUCCUAUUGAUAGCAUUGUGAUUAAUAAUCUAAGAGAAUUGGCUAAUGCAAAGUCCGUAGAGCUAUCGCAGUUAGAUGAAUUUAUGAGUAAAAUGAUUGACCAGUCUUUUGUUGUCACAAUGGAAGAGUUUGACUGGAAUGCCUUUGCUGACUACAUGAAAGAAAUUUUGAGGCCAAUUACAAUUUUUUUGGUUCUAGCCAUUUGCACAUACAGCAUUUAUCUAGGGAUCUUGCGUCGUCCUAUAUUUACUGUAUUAUGCUUUAUUGCCGUUAUUAGUGUUUUUUGGCAUUGGAUGCACUUAUAUCAACAAAGAAAAGCUUUUAAACUUGCAGAAUUAUCAUCCAUGACAAUUCCAGCUCAAUGUAGGAAACAUGAAUUGGGACUUAUCGAGCAUUUUCAUGAGUAUUUGAAAAGUUUUUUCGCAAGCAAUGAGUGUAACAAAUAUUAUGAAGCAUUAACCGUUGAUCCAUUUUGGGAAGUUAGCAUUACAGUUGCUAUUUCUGAAGCUGUUGCAGCUUUGCUUUUUCAACCAGUCUCUGUUUCAUCUCGUGUUUUAAAUGUGUCGAUAAAGCAGCUGAUAGAUGGAUUAUCAAUAUUCACUCUUGUACCUAUUUUGGCAUUUGUGUUUCUGCUGUUUAUUAUGUUGUGUAAUUAUCGAAUCAGAUUGCCUUUUUUCAUGGGUACUUUGGAGCCUAAUGCUCCUCCUGGUGGCAGUCAAGUUCAAGAAGUAAGAUGUUCAAAACAUGUGAAGGCAUUGAAAGAAGAAAAGAUUUCGAAGGGUGAAGAAAUAUCCACACAAGGUACCAUUGAUGGUUCAGAAAAAGCUAAACAUGUAAGUUGCAUUCAGAAUGUCCCAGAAGAAGGCAGAGAUCCAGAUAUAGAAGUUUUGCCAGGCAGAAUUGGCAAUAUUAAAGCAUCUGGCAGCGAAGAUAAUACGUCAAUAACAGAAUCUGAAGAUGCAGAGACUGACGCAGAGAAUUCAUUGAUGGAACCGCAGAAUUGUGAGUGCUGUAAUCGUAGUGAUUAUGAUUGUAAAGUUUGUGGUAAUGCAGAGAUGCAUAACGCAUAUGAUGAGCUUGACUAGCUGCUGAAGGCUAAGAUUAUAAAGACUGUUUCGACCAAGUUUCAUAAAUUUGUGUCUGCUACCAGUGCAGCUGAUGUUCUACUUGGGUAAAUUUCUUUUAUUCAUUUUUUGAAGAUAUUCAUAUUAAAGUAAGUUUUAAUUGUAACUGUUCAUUAUGAAUUCUAGUCAUUUAUCUUAUAAAAAAGGAAUAUUUAAAAUGAUGUACAAAAAGGAAAGCAUUUAUAUUAAGUAUUGUUUGUGAUAUCAUAUUUGAAACCG
Argiope bruennichi is the source of this 2116-nucleotide messenger RNA. RefSeq lists its product as uncharacterized. Gene Ontology annotation, cellular component: endoplasmic reticulum; membrane. Gene Ontology annotation, molecular function: chloride channel activity. The coding region runs from base 116 to 1858 and encodes 580 amino acids. The record is from RefSeq and is a predicted model, not a curated record. NCBI's taxonomy places the organism in Eukaryota, Metazoa, Arthropoda, Arachnida, Araneae, Araneidae. The transcript has a single exon.